Acaulospora colombiana is the source of this 822-nucleotide messenger RNA. The record is from the annotation of a GenBank genome assembly. NCBI's taxonomy places the organism in Eukaryota, Fungi, Glomeromycota, Glomeromycetes, Diversisporales, Acaulosporaceae.
AUGAGUGCACUUAAUGUUGAGCAAGUGCUAACCGAAAGCGUUGAAGGCCAGCCUGAGCCGGUGGGCGUCUCGGUUUCUGAAAUUUCACACAACUCGCGUUUGGAGGCAUACAGCAAACCUCAAAAUGAUCACACUUUUUCUAAUAUGACACAUCAACCAAAAACAGUCUCCGAGGUCCACCAAACUAAGGAGAGCCAGCCCACGCCUGCAGCCGACUGCUUACCUCUUGUUUCCAACGCCCCUCCAGGCCAACCAAGUGAUCAAAGAAGCUUCUCUGCGGCCCCUAAUCCUCAUGAAAGUCAGCAGGAUUUGACCCAUGAAGGCAUUCCUCAGCCUGUUCGCCCUCACCAAUCUACUCUGUCUGGUACAGAGCAUACCCCUGCCAUAUCGGUUGUUCCCUCGUCUCCACUAACACCGGGUGCACCCCCUAACCCCAUGGUCUCGUCGGAGGUCCAUCGUUCGCUGGAACCAUCAAAUAUGUCGGCGGCUGAUCGCCGAGCUAGUCGAAGAAGAUCGGCAAUGGAUUCUUCUGCAAAUCAUCGGUUGUCCGGGUCUCACUCUCCUACGAGGGCAUUGGCGUCAAGUGUCCCUAGUUCACCCCUUCCGAAGCUAUCCGAGCCCCUCCCUCCCGCGUUUGAGUCACCAACACUUGCAGAGUUGGGACUAUCGCUCUCUGUCUUAACUGGGGACCUCCCAUCCCAUCAAUUCACUGCUCCCACGAACGGCACAUUCCUCUCUCCCCACUACUUGUUAUUAUGUCACUCCCAAGGUCUCGAUGUGCUGCCGUUGGUGUCGCCACCAAAGAUCCAACCUUAUGCACUG